CUAAAUGUCAACCUUGAUUGUCAAUAUUUACUAAAUAUUAGUAUAUUGUUAAUUUAAUUGAUGUUAUAUCAUUAAAGUAGUGUAUAUGCUUCAUUAAUAGUGAGAUGGCACAAUAUAAUCCGAAUGAAUAUUGGAAUCAACAAAAUCCACCAGAUCACAGCUAUAAUUUUGAAGUACCAGACGAUUUCGGUUUUCAAUCAUUCGACAAUGAUCCAAAUCAACAACCAUUGUCCAAUCAAAAUCAAAUGUAUCCAAAUGUUCCAUUUACCCCAACUGAAAAUGUUUACACCGGUCAAGUUUAUGAUCCAAAUUUAAUGCCAAAAACUGACCAAUAUUCUCAUGGAGGAGGCGGAGGAGAAUUUGAUGAUGAACCACCACUACUGGAAGAAUUGGGUAUAAAUCCAGAUCAUAUUCUCAAAAAGACAUUAUCAGUAUUAAAUCCCAAAGAAGAUCCCGAUCCGAAUUUGUUCAACGAUACUGAUAUGGCCGGGCCACUUGUUUUUUGUUUAGCAUUUGGAGCUUUUCUUUUACUGUCUGGCAAAGUGCAUUUUUCCUACAUUUAUGGUAUCGGUGGAAUUGGUUGUUUGGGCAUGUACAGCCUUCUUAAUCUAAUGUCUCAACGUGGAGCAACUCUGAUGGGUGUGGCAUCAGUUUUGGGAUAUUGCCUUUUGCCAAUGGUACUUCUGUCAGGAGUUAAUGUCAUUGCUAGUCUUCAGGGUGCAGUAGGAAUGUCAUUAUCGGGUUUAGCAAUACUAUGGUGCAGUUUCUCAGCGGCAAAAUUAUUUGCAGCCGCCCUGGAUAUGACUCAGCAGCGUGUUCUAGUUGCUUACCCCUGCGCCCUGCUGUACGGCAUGUUUGCUUUAAUUACUAUUUUUUAGCAAAAUUCUCAACUGUUACUUAAAUUUGAGUGCAAGAUUCUUUUUAUAACAGUUCAUGUUUGUCAAUCAAAACUGCAAUACAGAAAAUGAAGUCUCAGAGUAC
Messenger RNA from Ctenocephalides felis (cat flea), 981 nucleotides. It is a transcript of the gene Yip1d1, whose product is annotated as protein YIPF5. The record is from RefSeq and is a predicted model, not a curated record. Gene Ontology annotation, cellular component: trans-Golgi network; membrane. The transcript is spliced from 8 exons. Gene Ontology annotation, biological process: vesicle fusion with Golgi apparatus; endoplasmic reticulum to Golgi vesicle-mediated transport. Lineage: Eukaryota; Metazoa; Arthropoda; Insecta; Siphonaptera; Pulicidae. The coding region runs from base 105 to 878 and encodes 257 amino acids.